This is a messenger RNA of Trichechus manatus latirostris (Florida manatee), 830 nucleotides long. It is a transcript of the gene COPRS, whose product is annotated as coordinator of PRMT5 and differentiation stimulator. The transcript is spliced from 4 exons. Gene Ontology annotation, molecular function: histone binding. Lineage: Eukaryota; Metazoa; Chordata; Mammalia; Sirenia; Trichechidae. The record is from RefSeq and is a predicted model, not a curated record. Bases 101 to 529 code for a protein of 142 amino acids. Gene Ontology annotation, cellular component: nucleus.
UCCCUGCUGGACGCUGAGCUUCUUGAGGCUAGAACCCUUUGUUGAGUGCACAGUGCCUGCCACGAAGAUUGGCUUUGCUGCCUUUGACCGCUCCCACCAGAUGGAAAGGGAGACUGGGAAGGCCACGGAUCGACUAGCCAGAGGGGCACAGAGCAUCCCUAAUGAUAGUCCUGUCCAUGGUGAGGGUGCCCAUUGUGAAGAGGAAGACUUUGCUUUGGAUGAUGAGGAUUCUGAUGGGGAACUGAAUGCCUGGGAGCUGCCAGAAGGGGUUUCCGGCUGCCUGCCCAAGGAACAGACAGCUGAUCUUUUCAAUGAGGACUGGGACUUGGAGUUGAAAAUGGAUCAAGGGAAUCCCUAUGAUGCUGAUGACAUCCAGGGGAGCAUUUCUCAAGAAGUCAAACCUUGGGUGUGCUGUGCCCCACAAGGAGACAUGGUCUAUGACCCCAGCUGGCACCAUCCACCUCCACUGAUACCCCAUUAUUCCAAGAUGGUCUUUGAAACGGGACAGUUUGAUGAUGCUGAAGAUUGAGUGUGAAGCCUUUCUGCCUUGUGGACGAGGUGGGGCCACAACAUAAGGUCUCUCUCUCUCUGUUUUUAGGUCAGAUGUCAUAUCUAGGAAAACGUUUUUGGUGAUCCCUGUGUCUGGGGUGCACAGACUGGUGUUGAAUAAGGCUCCCAUUCUUCUCCCCGGUUUCUUGUUGUUUUGUUCUUUGUGGGUUUCUCCUUGGAAAGUGUGAGUGUUUGUGUCUGUGUCUGGAGGAGGAGUUGUGCUCUUUAUAAAUAAAGGUAGAAAAAAAUCAAUAUACUUUGUCUACUUUUUCCCUCCCUUU